Marasmius oreades (fairy-ring Marasmius) is the source of this 708-nucleotide messenger RNA. RefSeq lists its product as uncharacterized. The record is from RefSeq and is a predicted model, not a curated record. NCBI's taxonomy places the organism in Eukaryota, Fungi, Basidiomycota, Agaricomycetes, Agaricales, Marasmiaceae. Bases 1 to 708 code for a protein of 235 amino acids. The transcript has 4 exons.
AUGGAAUGUCCUCAGUCAGAACUUGACAGUGUCAAUGAUGAUAAACCAGUCAAGGAGUACAAAGUUCCAGACCAAUCCAAACUGAGCACAGAGGAGUAUGAGCAGGCACUGAAGCAAUAUGAAAUUUACAAGCACAAUGUUGACACUCGAAGACGGAUGAGGUUCAUUCCCUUUAAAGACAUGAAAAAUGAUCCAUCCAACCCGUUCCUUUCAAUACUGGGAGAGCUUAGUGGGAAACCAACAGUUCCAAAACCUCACCAAAAAACAGCAAUGACGACAUGGGCAGCCUGUAACAAGGAGCAUGUGUCAAAACUCUUUGAAAAGGAGAAGGAAAAGAAAAGACCGGUACGAGGACAGAUACCUAAACUCUGGCAAGAUUGUAUUCGUGUUCAAUGGGAGAAGCUAUCUGAGGAGGACAAGGAGGGAUGCGACGCUACGGCGAAGGUCAAACAUGCGCAAGAGUUGAAAGAAUGGAAGGCCAGCCAGGAAGCAACUGUGUCGAACACUCCUGAAGAUCUACAACAAGCCAUCCAUAUGUUGCCUCAGUUUAUUAAGCCAAUCUUAGAAGGAAUACAAGACGUACAGGAUGGGUAUGUUCAUUCAUUGGCAUGGGUCCAACUGGAACCAAAGGAUGAUGGCCACAUCAAUAUUAUGAGGUAUGUUCUAACUUCUUCUAACAUGUAUUUCUCAGAUGCUCAAUAUCAGUGA